GCUUCGCUGUCCCCGCCGCGGGGCGACCGAACCCUCCUGGUGAGGCACCUGCCGGCCGAGCUGACCGCGGAGGAGAAAGAGGACUUGCUUAAGUAUUUCGGGGCGCAGUCCGUGCGCGUCCUGUCCGAUAAGGGGCGACUGAAACAUACAGCGUUUGCUACUUUCCCUAAUGAAAAAGCAGCUGUAAAGGCACUGACAAGACUCCACCAGCUGAAACUUCUAGGUCACACUUUAGUUGUUGAAUUUGCAAAAGAGCAAGAUGAAGUCCAUUCCCCAUGUCCCCCUUCAGGCACAGACAAAAAGAAAAGGUCUGAUGAGCCUGUGGAAGAUGAUAAAGAAAAGAAAGAACUUGGUUGUUUGACUAUAGAAAAUGGAAUUGCACCAAACCAUGGGCUGACGUUUCCUCUGGAUUCCUGCCUCAAGUACAUGUACCCCCCGCCGUCCAGCACAAUCCUCGCCAACAUAGUAAACGCCCUGGCAAGUGUGCCCAAGUUCUAUGUCCAGGUGCUUCAUCUUAUGAAUAAAAUGAACUUGCCAACACCUUUUGGACCAAUCACUGCACGACCUCCCAUGUAUGAAGACUAUGUGCCAUUACACGCCCCUCUCCCACCUGUGUCUCCUCGGCCCCCGGAGGAACCGCCGUUGCCGGACGAGGACGAGGACUUAUCUAGUAAAGAGUCCGAAUAUGAAAGCAGCGAUGAGGAAGACCGACAGAGAAUGGCCAAACUAAUGGAAUUGGCAAAUCUUCAGCCCAAAAGACCAAAAGCAACAAGACAGCGCCAUGUGAGAAAAAGGCGGAAAAUAAAGGACAUGCUGACCACACCUGCACCCGUCUCUCACAGUGUACACCCGGUGCUGUCCCCGUCGGAUGUAUUCGAUCAACCACAGCCGGUCGGGAAUAAAAAGAUUGAGUUCCAUAUAUCCACCGACAUGCCGGCUGCAUUUAAGAAAGAAUUAGAAAAGGAAGAUGAUUUUGAAGAACAAAAUCCUGAUUUACCUGCUGCCCAAGGUGAUGCGUCCACUGUAGGAUUUGGAAAGCUCUUCCCCAAACCUAACCCGAGCGUCGCCGAGGAGAGUAAGGAAGACUCUGACGAGACGCCGUCCGAGUGCAUCUCCAGGCGGGAGCUGGAGAAGGGCCGGGUCUCUCGAGAAGAAAUGGAAACGCUUUCGGUUUUCAGAAGUUAUGAACCUGGUGAACCAAACUGUAGGAUUUAUGUAAAGAAUUUAGCUAAACAUGUUCAAGAAAAGGACCUUAAAUUUAUUUUUGGAAGAUAUGUUGACUUUUCAUCAGAAACACAACGGAUAAUGUUUGACAUCCGCCUGAUGAAGGAGGGCCGCAUGAAAGGACAGGCCUUCAUUGGGCUCCCGAACGAGAAAGCAGCAGCAAAGGCCUUGAAGGAAGCUAACGGAUAUGUUCUUUUUGGAAAACCUAUGGUGGUUCAAUUCGCUCGAUCUGCUAGACCAAAACAAGAUUCUAAAGAAGGAAAAAGAAAGUGAUACAAAUUGGUAAAGAAGCAUUCCUGCGUAAAUACCGCUGUAAUACUGUCAUGCAAAGCGUAUCCUUUCUCGUAUCCUUUUGGGGGCAGUACUUUUGUUUUUUGUUUUUCUUAGAAAUGUUUUGUCCCUCCCACCCAUUGGUCCAGAAUAAGCAAUACUUUUUGCAACCUAAAAGAAAUAUUUCUAAAUAUCAGUGUUGAUUGAACAAAUCUUAUAUGGGUUUGUUUAGAUGUGCUGCUAAAUUUUCUAGACUUUCCUUUAGGUUACGUAAUUUUUUCAGGGAAAGUUAGUGAAUCAGGUCAAUUUAUUUACUUGUAGAAUGUAUGCAUUUACUUUAAUACAGAAUUUAGCCCUUUUUCUUCAUUUAUGUAAUUUCUAGGCCAAAUUCAGUAACGUGUUCUGUUUUAUGACAUACUAGAGGCCUGGUGCACGGAUUCGUGCACCGGUGGGGGGGGGGCCCUCGGCCUGGCCUGCGGGGAUCAGG
Molecule: messenger RNA, 1981 nt
Organism: Myotis brandtii (Brandt's bat)
Lineage: Eukaryota; Metazoa; Chordata; Mammalia; Chiroptera; Vespertilionidae
Gene: RNPC3
Product: RNA-binding region (RNP1, RRM) containing 3
Exons: 15
Biological process (GO): mRNA splicing, via spliceosome
Cellular component (GO): U12-type spliceosomal complex
Molecular function (GO): U12 snRNA binding; pre-mRNA intronic binding; protein binding
Source: RefSeq, a predicted model, not a curated record